Molecule: messenger RNA, 1636 nt
Organism: Camellia sinensis
Lineage: Eukaryota; Viridiplantae; Streptophyta; Magnoliopsida; Ericales; Theaceae
Source: RefSeq, a predicted model, not a curated record
UGAUUUCCGUCAACGCAGAGCUACCCACAGUUUUGUCAUUUCCCACUCCACCUCUUCUUAUGAAAAUGAAAAACUGAGAAGAAGCAAUUCCGAUCCAAAACCCUAACCCUAAUCACCGAUUCGCUCUCGUCCGUAAAAAUGGCUUCUCUGGCAUUCUCUGCAACUCUCUUUGCAACAAACAAGUUUCGGCGUCGUCUCCCCAGUAGAAACGCUGUCGUGAGGUGUAAUUUGACUGAGCCAUUGAAGUUUAAGGACAAUGGGAAGCCAUCCAUUCCGGUCCUUGACAGUGAACAAGCAACAUUUCCCAGUUUUUUGGCUUCUAAUUAUCUAGAAGCAAAUGCAUUUUACAAAAAUGAUACUAGGCUUCGAAUAUUCUCUGGAACAGCUAAUCCUGCACUUUCUCAGGAAAUUGCAUGCUACAUGGGUCUGGAGCUUGGAAAGAUUAAGAUAAAACGCUUUGCCGAUGGCGAGAUAUAUGUCCAAUUACAAGAGAGUGUUAGAGGGUGUGAUGUAUAUCUUGUGCAACCAACUUGUCCUCCUGCAAAUGAGAAUCUUAUGGAGCUUCUGAUCAUGAUAGAUGCUUGUCGGCGGGCAUCAGCCAAGAAUAUUACUGCAGUGAUACCAUAUUUUGGAUAUGCCAGGGCUGAUCGAAAGACCCAGGGGCGUGAAUCCAUUGCAGCCAAACUGGUGGCAAAUCUGAUCACUGAAGCAGGUGCUGACCGCGUUCUUGCUUGUGAUCUACAUUCUGGGCAAUCCAUGGGUUAUUUUGAUAUUCCGGUGGACCAUGUUCAUGGACAGCCUGUGAUACUUGAUUACCUUGCUAGCAAGACCAUCUGUUAUGAUGAUUUGGUAGUGGUCUCACCUGAUGUUGGCGGAGUUGCCAGAGCACGUGCUUUUGCCAAAAAAUUAUCCGAUGCCCCUCUAGCCAUUGUGGAUAAAAGGCGUCAUGGACACAAUGUUGCAGAGGUGAUGAAUUUGAUUGGGGAUGUCAGGGGAAAAGUAGCAGUUAUGGUGGAUGACAUGAUUGAUACUGCUGGUACUAUUUCCAAAGGAGCAGCUCUAUUACAUCAAGAGGGAGCCAGAGAAGUGUAUGCAUGCAGUACACAUGCUGUCUUUAGUCCUCCUGCAAUAGAAAGGUUGUCAAGUGGCCUGUUUCAAGAGGUGAUCAUAACAAAUACCAUUCCAGUGUUGGAGCAGAACUAUUUUCCCCAGCUGACAGUCUUGUCUGUGGCUAACCUCCUGGGCGAGACCAUUUGGCGUGUUCAUGAUGAUUGCUCUGGUGGCUUCGAAUCAUUUUCCAGCUUGGGCAUUGAUUGAUGAAUUCUCAUACGGCAUUGAUUGAACUGUAUUGCAGUGAAAAAUUUUACCCGGUGAACCCCAGCUUGUUGUUUCCUUGUCUAUACCAAUAUGUUGACAAAACUUCACUCUUGGGUCUAGCCCAGUAUUCAUAGUGCGUAGGUCUGAUGAUGCAAAGUAUUGUAUAUUGGCAUUGAGGAAUUUUAUCGGAGGGAUUUGCUUUUCCAUCCAGUAUAAAUACACAAGUUUGUUUUAUAGUUUUCACAUUUUUGUUUACUGGUGUAAUAAUUUUGAGGUUGUUUGUUUCAUUCCUAACUUUCAAGUUUGAUCUGUUACCAAA